AUGACGGUCGCGGCGAACGCCGGUGCUGCUCCUCAUUCUCGACCUUCAAGGAGGAUCACUGGUACAGCAGAAGCACGCCCUUCCCCUGAACAAUCGCCAUGGCGUCAGCUACUAAAAAGGAUCAUUACCCUGCGAGACUGGGCGGAUAAGGGUACCAUUGUGGCCGCCAAGGAGAUAAAGCAGGUGACUUUUGCCAACAUCUGCAAGAUGUUCAUAAGCAUGGAGCCGUCGCCUUUGACAGACAAGAUUGAUAUGUGGUUCGGCAAAUUGCUUGAUGGUCUACGGGCAUUCCCCUUUGAUAUUCCAGGGACAACAUCUCACACUGCACAAAAGUGUCGCCAGAAGCUAGAUGCCGUCUUCCGGGAGGAGCUGCAAGCAAGGAAGAUGUACAAGGAGUGUGAUGAUCUUAUGAGCGGAUUGAUGCAGAUGAAGGAUGAGCACGGGAAGAAAUUGAGUGACGAGGAGGUGGUACAUAACAUCAUCUCCCUCGUCAUCGCCGGCUACGAGUCCACUACCAUCGCCAUCAUGUGGGCUGUCUACCACCUCGCAAAAUCCCCGGUUGUCCUUGCUAAGCUUCGGGAUGAGAAUGUAGCGAUGAGCAAAAGCAAAGGUGGGUCUACGUCAAUGGGUUUGAUGAUUACCCACGAUGACAUCCCAAAGAUGAAGUACACCGCGAAGGUGGUGGAGGAGACAAUUCAGAUGGCCAACAUCGCCCCAAUGGUCCACCGUGUGACGAACAAGGAUGUGGAGUACCGCGGCUACACCAUACCAAAGGGAUGGGCCGUGCUGGUGUGGUUGACAUCAGUGCACACCGAUCCCAAUUACUACCAGGAUCCCCUCUCCUUCAAUCCUGACAGAUGGGAUGAACCGGCAAAGCCAGGAACAUACCAGGUGUUCGGAGGUGGCCCUCGGAUCUGCGCAGGCAACAUGCUCGCUAGGCUGCAGGUCACCAUCAUCCUGCAUCAUCUCUGCGUUGGCUAUGAAUGGGAGUUGAUCAAUCCCGAUGCACAGAUUAAUUACCUUCCGCACCCAAGGCCAGUGGAUGGCGCAGCCAUGACCUUUCGUAAGCUUAGCACCUGA
Molecule: messenger RNA, 1080 nt
Organism: Triticum urartu
Lineage: Eukaryota; Viridiplantae; Streptophyta; Magnoliopsida; Poales; Poaceae
Source: RefSeq, a predicted model, not a curated record